AUCGUGGAUACCUUCUUCAUCGGCCGCUUCAUCCUGCUGGCAGUGAUGAGCCUGGUGUUCCUUGGGUGCCUGUUCCUGCUCCUGAUUUACCACCUCAUGGAGCCUGUGUAUGCCAAGCCACUCCACAGCAACUAG
Molecule: messenger RNA, 135 nt
Organism: Acanthisitta chloris (rifleman)
Lineage: Eukaryota; Metazoa; Chordata; Aves; Passeriformes; Acanthisittidae
Gene: TMEM218
Product: transmembrane protein 218
Exons: 1
Source: RefSeq, a predicted model, not a curated record